Messenger RNA from Meloidogyne enterolobii, 1378 nucleotides. The record is from the annotation of a GenBank genome assembly. NCBI's taxonomy places the organism in Eukaryota, Metazoa, Nematoda, Chromadorea, Rhabditida, Meloidogynidae.
UUUCCUAAAUUUGAGAAUUUCUGCCUUUCUAGAAUUUCCAGGAGAUUUUUCCAAAAGGCUGCUUGCCAGAAGGUGCUCUCACAGUAACAGUUUUAUUUUCCAUUCAGACCCGACACGUAUCGAAACCAGGGACGUUUCAGGGAAAGGGAAACCGGAAAAAGGAAAGUUCAGGGAAAUCAGGGACGUAACAGUUUUAUCUCCCUUGAGAUACGCAUCGAAACCAGGGGUCGAAACGGGAACUUUGAAAAAAUUUUAGCAAUUUUUACCUUCUGCCCUCUGGGUUUUGAUUUUAUUUAUCCUCCCUACAACCCUAUUUAAUUUAAACAAAAUUUAUUUAAAGGUGUGCGCACAAAAAUGGGACCAGGCUUCACUCAAUUAAACGACCUUACAAUUAUACAACUCUCACAUGGAAUGGCCCAGCAUUUAUUACAAGACAUGGCUAGUAAAGGAAACAAUAAAAUACCCAAAAUUGUGGUUGGGUUUGAUGGACGUCAUAAUAGCUUGAGAUUCGCUCAAUUAGCCUCCAAUGUAUUCAUUAAAAAUCGAAUAUGUGUAACUUUGUUUUCUGAAUGUGUUCCAACACCUGUUGUUUCUUUUGCCGUUGUCGAAUUAAAUUGUGAUGCUGGUUUAAUGAUAACAGCCUCCCACAACCCAAAAGAAUAUAAUGGCUACAAAGUUUAUUGGAAUAAUGGAGCUCAAAUACUUUCCCCUCACGACAAAAAAAUCUGCCUGCUUGCAAGAGAAUCACCCCCAAAAGAAGAUUAUUGGAAUAUUACAACUUUAAAUACAACAAACAAUUUAUUUUCUGUGGCUGAUUCUGUUCUGGAAAAAUAUUUUUGUAAUGAGUCUGCUGUUUGUUGUUUUUAUAGAGAAUUAAAUGCAAAAACUUCACUUAAAUUUACUUAUUCUGCCUUCCAUGGUGUUGGUUCUAAAUAUGCUCGUAGAAUGUUUAAAGAAUUUGGAUUUCCAGAAGAUGCUUUUUCUUAUGUUAAGGAACAAGACGAACCCAAUCCAGACUUUCCAACUGUCUCCUUUCCAAAUCCAGAAGAGGGCCAUGCUGUUCUCAAACUUUGUUAUCAAACAGCUGAGGAAUCUGGUGCUACCUUAAUUUUGGCAAAUGAUCCGGAUGCUGAUAGACUUCAAAUUGCUGAAAGACAGCCUGAGUAUUUAGUUUUUAUUUUUUGGGAUAGUUUUUGGGGUUGGUUUCUCACUUUUGGGGAAUUUUAGGCUUUAUUAUCUUUUGCUGUACUUCUGGAAAGAAUCGAAAGAAUUGGAUUUUAGAGACCUCCAUUUUAUUUUAGCCCCAUUUUUUCUUGGAGUUCUUAACGAGGUUGAAACUUUCUAUAAAUAUAAGGUCAGACAGCAGCUAUCCUCAUUG